AUGAACAGAAAGGUAGGAACUGUUACAGUAUUAAAAAAAGACGAGAUGCACUCAGUGCAGCAGGAGAAUAUUAAGGCGUCCAUCUUCCUUUCCAAUCUAAUAAGGAGUUGCAUUGGUCCCAGGGCCAUGAUCAAAAUGGUUCUCACCAGGAUAGGAACCAUUGAGUUGACAAAUGACGGAAACAGCAUUCUCCGAGAAAUAGAAAUAUCGCACCCAGUGAUAAAGUCGCUAAUUGAGCUGUCCAGGACCCAGAAUGAAGAGGUGGGUGAUGGAACUACCUCUGUUGUGGUUCUGUCUGCUGAGAUACUUAAGAACAUGGAGAGCCUUCUUAAAGAGAACUACCACCCUGUCUUCCUGUGCAAUACGCUUAAAAAGAUACUUGACCUUCUUCUGUCUAAAAUGCGCAAGCAUGCAAUUGAAAUUAGAAACAAAGAAGAGAUGGUCAAGAAGAUUGUAAGCUGUGGCUUGGGAACUAAAAUAGCAAAGUACAUUGCAGAUUUGGACCUAGAAGGAAUUGCCUUGCAGAGUGUAAACAUGAUCCGGGAUAAGAACAACGAAGUUAACAUUAAGAAUAUACGAAUUGAGAAAGUGCCUGGAGGAAAACUUUCUGACAGUAUGGUGUUUGAUGGGGUUAUAGUGCAAAAGAGCCUUCUGGACUAUACAAUGCGCAGAAAGAUAGAAAACGCAAAGGUUCUUCUGAUUGACUUCCCGCUUGAGUACAGGAAGGGCGAAAACCAGAUGAACAUUGAAAUGCAUGAGAGCGAGGUGUUUGGAAGAGCUCUUGAGGUGGAGGAAGAACAGAUUGAAAAAAUGGUUGAGCUCUUGGCCAGCUGUAAGCCAGAUGUCAUUGCAUCCGAGAAGGGAGUCUCUGACCAUGCAAUUGCUCUCUUUAAGAAGCACGGCAUUUCAGGAAUUCGGAGAAUAAAGAAGUCUGAAAACCAAAGAAUUUCUCUUGCGACAGGAGCCCAGAUAAUAUCAAGGGCUGAAGAUGCAUCUGUACAGGUGCUUGGAGUGGCAGGCCUUUUCGAGGUAGAAAGGGUUGGAGAAGACGAGUAUUGCAAGUUCAUUAAGUGUAAGUCUCCCAAGGCCUGCACAGUUCUUCUUAGGGGCCCAUCCAGAGACAUCAUUAAUGAGCUAGAAAGGAAUCUGCAAGACGCGCUGGCUGUAGCCAGAAACGCGUACCUUUCCAAGUCUGUUGUACUUGGGGCAGGCUCAAUUGAAAUGACGCUUGCACAUGAGUUAGAGAUAACACAGGGCUUGACAGAGAAGGAAAAGAAGGUUUACAUGGCAGCUGUAGAGGCAUUGCGUGCAAUUCCUGCCUGUCUGAUUGCAAACAGUGGAAAUACAAAGCCACUUGUGAAACUCCUUGAGCUAAAGGCACUUCACAGCAAGAAAAAACACAACUAUGGAGUUGAUGGAAAUACUGGAGAAAUCAUACCAUCAGAGAUCUACGAAUCCAUCCUUGUGAAAGAGCAAAGCUUAAAGUCGGCAAUUGAAGGCGCAAUCAUUAUUCUGCGGGUUGAUGGGAUUGUAAAGCAGGAGUAG
This is a messenger RNA of Nematocida ausubeli, 1545 nucleotides long. RefSeq lists its product as uncharacterized. Lineage: Eukaryota; Fungi; Microsporidia. Gene Ontology annotation, molecular function: ATP-dependent protein folding chaperone; ATP binding. The transcript has a single exon. Gene Ontology annotation, cellular component: chaperonin-containing T-complex. Bases 1 to 1545 code for a protein of 514 amino acids. The record is from RefSeq and is a predicted model, not a curated record. Gene Ontology annotation, biological process: protein folding.